Messenger RNA from Symbiodinium natans, 2763 nucleotides. The record is from the annotation of a GenBank genome assembly. NCBI's taxonomy places the organism in Eukaryota, Dinophyceae, Suessiales, Symbiodiniaceae.
AUGGCAUAUGACUUCAUAGGCCAGGCACUGUGGCUACAUGGCGGAGAGGGCAAGUCCGACUUCUGGCGUUAUGAUAUAGAGAGCUCCACAUGGACCCAACAAAUCCUUGCCAGCGAGCCCACGAGCACCAACGGUGGGCAUGCCAUGGUUUUUGAUGAGCAGAGGCAUGCACUCUGGCUGUACGGAGGCAAAGGCUCCCUGACCAACGGUGAAAAGCUCUGGAAGUUUGACAUUGCCAAUAUGACGUGGUCAGAGCAGACCCAUGCCCUUAACAAGCCUGUAGGGCGCAAGAACCAUGCGAUGGUCUAUGAUUUUCAUGAGCAGAUGCUGUGGAUGUUUGGGGGGCGGAUGAGCAACGGUAAUUAUGUCCUCGAAAACACUUGCAGGUACGACAUCCAGACCUCAACCUGGAGGACCUGGGCUCUUGAUCCUGAGCCACCAAAGCGUUAUUCUCAUGCUAUGGCCUACGACUCUGAAAGCCGUGCUGUGUGGCUUCAUGGAGGAGAGCACACGGCCAAGUUCGAUGACCUUUGGAAGUUGGACGUCCAGACAAAGACCUGGUCUGAACAAACACCAGGUCUCCCCAAACCUUCAGCACGUCGGAAUGCUGUUAUAAUUUAUGACCCCAUUGGCCAUCGUUUGUGGCUGCAUGGUGGUCUAACUGAUGGCGGACGCAUUGAUGAUUUGUGGAGGUACGACAUCCAAAUGGUAUCUUGGACUGAGGAAACAGUCCUGACUAGCAAGCCCAUGGCACGCUAUUCCCAUGUUUGUGUUUACGAUUUCAUGCGGCAAGAUCUUUGGUUGCAUGGUGGAUGGGCUGGACCCUACCAGAGCAGGCAAGAUUUCUGGAAGUUCACAGUGCCAGCGCCCAACACUACAACCACGCUGGGAAGUGCCAGUUCCGUCUCUGCAACAACCACGACGUCCAGUUCUGCCACAAUUUCAGGCACCAUCUUGACGUCCACCACCUUCACUUCCACCGCCACCCUUACCCCUGUUGCGAUGGCGCUGGGCACUGCCACCAGCAGCACUACGCUCAGCACCACUUCCACCGCCACUGUCACAGCAACGGCCACUGCAACACGUUCGUCGAUUUCAUCGACCACUAGCAGCACGUGGACCACAUGGAAUGUGAGCGUAACUUUCACUUCAGCUGUUGCAGCUGGAGAUUCAAGAAGCCCCGGCCACCACACAAGCAUCACUAGCUUGACUCGAUCCACCACAACUCAGAGCUCAACCCGCUCAAGCCAAACCCAAACCAGCACUUCUCUGGCACCGCACGUCAUCUUGGGUGACAACACGGCCAAAGUGCCCUUGGAGCAAGGCACUGCAAGCUUGGUCGCCUCGCUGUCCUGUGCUGCUGCCCUUGCGAUCAUGGUGUUGGCUUGGAAGGCACGGAAGAUGCGCAAAAUCAACGGGAGGGUCACCCCGGAAGCUGAUGGGCAGUACAGUCUGACUGAUCCACUGGACUUCAUUCGGUACCUUAGAGAAGCAGAUGUGCGCCUCGUUCGUUUGUCCUACUUGUUGGAGCUGCAGCAGAAAAGGCGUCCCUGGCCACGGAGGCAGGAGGCCGAAAGCGUCGUUCUGGACUCCGGGGAAACGGCACUCGUGGCGGCUUCAGAGCUGAAUCACCUUGCCCAUCCCGACAAAGGCCGCCGCUUUUUCACCGCAUGUGGGAAGCUGAUCCAUUUCGGGUCUGUCUCGCAUUGCUGGGAAAGCAUGCAGCACCCGGACCCAUGGAAGUUUCAGCUGGAUCAGACAAUCAGCCGUUUCCAUCACAUGGAAGGUGAUCGCUCGCAAGUAUGGCUCUUCAUCGACUUCAUGUCGCUCUUCCAGUAUCCCCGCAGCGAGGCCCAAAACCAAAGCUUCCUGAAAGCUCUUCAAGGAAUGCAUGUCUUGUACGCUCACGAGCUGGUGAAGGUGGAAGUUCUGGACGAGCUGACCCCGAUGGACGUGCAGUCUGCCCAAAAAGAUUGUCUAGUUGCUGUGUACAAUGAUGCCAACAAGCGCGUGGAAGAGAUUCCUGCUGCAGCUCUCAAGCUGAACCACGUGCCAUAUGACCAGCGCGGCUGGUGCCAGGCAGAGCAGGAGUGGGCCAGUCUACGGGAGACGUUUGCGAAGCGUGUGCCGAUGCCUCCGAACCUCUUCUCGAACUGCAUGGACAGCUGCAGGUUCACCCACCGCAAUGAUUCGGCUUUGGUCAAAGAGUUGCAGGAGAAGAUAUUCUUGCAAAAGGCGCAGGAGACGACAAAGCUCAACCUGCAGUUGCCGGACGACCAGGUGCCAGUCUUGUGUGCAGCGCUCCCCUAUUUUGGUAAUCUAGAUGUGGUCAUCAUCCGUGACACAAAGCUGGGUUGUGAAGGUGCCAGAAGGAUUGUGGAGUCUGGGUCGCGUCACAUCCAUCUGGAUGCCUGUCAGCUCGGUGAUGAGGAGGCUUUGGCAAUCGCUGACGCCCUGGAGACAACGACAGGCGUAGACCAGCUGACGCUCCGCCAUACGCAGAUUUCUUCUUUGGGAGUAGAAGCCCUGCGAGCAGCCACGAAGAUCUUCGGCGCGGUGUGUAUAAACCUUGACGAACAGAAGAUCUCCGGGGGUGUUGCCCAAUCAGUGGGGCCAACCAGUUCCAUGGAAACCACGGACACAUUGAGGAAUGCUUCUUUUGUCUCGGUGGAGACACCUCCAUCGCCUCCUCCGAGGUUUCCCAUUCUGCUCAGAGCGUCAAGGUGGACUAAACACUUGUCACCUUCACCCGCUCUCCGGUGA